AGCCUGGUCUGGUUUGGUUUUGCGAGAUACUUUGGUCUGGUUUUGAGUUUAGCAGGCGACGAAUGUGAUUGAAAGCUGAAGAAGCAGAGACAAAUAAGGGAAACUUUAAGAGAUGGCGUUUAAGCCUUUCGGGAAAGAUGUUGGGCCGUCGAUGAGCUCCAAGCCAUCACCGUUUACAACCUUUGGCACUUCUGCUCCUACACAUCCCACCACCACCAGGAGACAGGACCUGCUAAUGGAAUACCAUGGGGUGCGGAAGCUUUUCCACGUCCAAGCCUCUCUCUUGGCAGCAGUGUUAAUCACACAACUCAAUGCUUCAGUCUUCUACAAUAGAAAAUAUAGCAGUAGGAAUCUGUGGCUGAGAUUUCGAGGGUUGCGGAGCUUCACCAGACUAGAUAAGUUUCUUGACUUCAUUCUCUGGUUUAAGUUAUACAGGCUUUAAUUUUGGCAUCCUCUAAGUCUUAUUGUUGUUUGUAUGCAGGUUUUUGGGGUAUACAAGUUACAAGGCGAGACAAGUAGAACCCG
Molecule: messenger RNA, 525 nt
Organism: Eutrema salsugineum
Lineage: Eukaryota; Viridiplantae; Streptophyta; Magnoliopsida; Brassicales; Brassicaceae
Exons: 3
Coding region: 113-442 (109 amino acids)
Source: RefSeq, a predicted model, not a curated record